Astrephomene gubernaculifera is the source of this 1684-nucleotide messenger RNA. NCBI's taxonomy places the organism in Eukaryota, Viridiplantae, Chlorophyta, Chlorophyceae, Chlamydomonadales, Astrephomenaceae. The record is from the annotation of a GenBank genome assembly.
CAGUCUUUUUGGUGCCUCGAAUCCAAGAGGGCUCCCCCGUUGUCAACUGGUGUACGGCUCUACAGGUUAACGCGAUCAUGGAGCUGAAGCUACUACAGUCAAGUCAACUUGUAUACGCUCACAGACUCUCAUACAAAGGGUAAACACGUUACUGACGUGUUAUGACUAUGGACUACCUCUGGACCUGACUGUCCUGACUCACCUUGCACAGUUAAGCAGUAAUGUAAGCCAAAGUUGGUCUUUAAAACAUGUACCAGCCAGGCCGAAGCGGGAUUGCACCUGGCGUGUAGACGACCCUCGUUCUCCUACCUCCUCCUACCUGGGUGGAGGUCGUCAGAGCUGGACACCAUAAGCAUAUAUUUAAGGGUGUUUAUUGACCAGAAUAACUUCAUUGCAAAGAUUCGCUCAACUCCACUGUAGACCGACCAGGAGUCGCCUGCCUUGGAAAAAAAGGCCUGGUCGGCUGCAUCGAGCAUCAACGGCAUCGCUGACCUUCCUCCUUCGACUAAAAUGGACGACGUUGUCCAGAUACCCAGAACAGGCGGCGUCCUUCGGUUAUCAAAUUUUGGGGCGCUGGCGCUGACUCGGUCAAGCAGCUCCAUAGCGGCCUCCCUGCCGGGUAACCGAAUACCCGCGGGUCUCGACACGCCCACCUGCCUGCUGCCCCAACCGGGAGCUGUACCCCAGGGGAAGGGCUACGCCUCAGCUCGUCCUGAAUGCCUGACCGUCGUCGGCCUGCCCGGCGAAGACGCGGCUACCUUCAUCCCACUUGACAUCGAGCCGUACGAGCCGGCUAUGGAUGCCGUACAAGCUGCCGCCGUACAAGCCGCCGCAGCGAAUGCAACGCCUCGAACAGACGCUCUACCUCUCGGAUCCGAUUCCCUUCCGCCCCAGCAUUCGUCACAGCCUCCAUCGCCUCCUUCCACGGCCGGCUCGCCCCAUGCCACGGCCUCCUCGCCCCCUUACCUCGGGGUCGUGCCUAGACCACCCGCGGGCGCGGCUCCCGCCGCCCGCCGUUCCCUGGGGCGCCACCCCCUGCACCUCCUCGCCUCCCCGAGCAGCGGUACCGGUAGCGGCACCCACACCAUAUCCGCCGGGGUCCCGCCAACGCCUAAAACACCGCCGUCAGCGCUCACCUCCCCGCAAGCCUCAAUCGGGCCGAGUACCCCCGCCGGUCUGGAUGUCUUUGCUGCUGCUUCGCCUGCCACCAUUGACACCCCCCACCUCAGUGGCACCGCCGCCUCCUCCUGCGCCUCCUCUUCCUCCUCCUCUGCAGCGGCGGCGGCGGCAGCGGCAGCGGCCGCCUAUAAUGCUGACUGCUGCAGCAGUAGCGGCAGCAGCAGCGGCGGGAUCUCCAAGUCCACCCUAGCCUUCCUAGACCCCACCAAGCCGGCCUUGCGACGACGUCUUCCGCCGCUCUGGCGGGCGACCAACGCAUUGUACGACAGCCCUGCGGGCGCUGACGUGUCGCCACCGUCGCUUGCCACCCUCACCGGCGGUGGUAGCGUUAGCGGCGGUAUCGAUGUCCCAGCCCUUGGUUACGGCGGGGCUGCAGCCGUCCCCUUGCCGUCCCCGUCUGCCCCCCCCGCCGGGGGGUGCAGUGCAGGCAGUGCAUGCAUGGGCGGCGGCUCUGUGCUAGGUAGCCGCCCCAGCGGCGGCGGCGCCUCCACAACCUCGUAUGGUG